Messenger RNA from Prorocentrum cordatum, 486 nucleotides. The record is from the annotation of a GenBank genome assembly. Lineage: Eukaryota; Dinophyceae; Prorocentrales; Prorocentraceae.
GCUGCGGCCACUCCGAAGCUGGCUGGGUCGCUGGUUGCUGCGCCAGCACCCAGCAGCCACCUCACGAAGAAGAUACAGAAGGCGCUCACGCUCCGGGUCGACUCCCAGUCGACGCGAGAGGCGCUGAAGUGCUUGUCUGGCUUCUUCGGCGAGAACACGGUGCACUCGCGGAGGAAUUUGAGAUCUUCGAUUGAAGGGCAGAACUUGUUGCUGCAUCAGGAGCUUUCUGGAAGGUGCUCGAGAAGCAGGUGGAGAAUUUGGACAAGCUCGUGUCCGCCCUGGACACAGCUUGCGAAACCGCCGCGGAGGGGGGCAGCUGCGCGCGAGCAGGGCGGAGACCCAGGGCAUCCUCCAGAAGGCCACGGCGUUGCGCAAGGAGUCGAAGGUCAUCGAGGACAAGCAGGCCGUGCUCGCGAGGUUUCUGGCCCGCUUCCGCCUCUCGGAGGCGGACACGCAGCUCGUGCGCUCGGGGGACAGGCCUCUUGA